CACGCACACACAACUUCCCAACCCACAUCAACGGUGUAGUUCCCUGACAUGACGCCUGUAUUCCAGGCCUCGUGCUCGUGACAUCUCCUUUCCUUUUGCGUUCCGUACGAGCCUGUCCGGGCUGGUGUAGACACGCAGCCUGUUCGGCUGAAGAGUGUGAUUCUUCCGUGCAGUCGUGACGCGUUCCUGACCCCAGGACACAGAACGAAGAGCUCGAGGACACACUUCGACAUCAUCUUCGCAGCCAUCGUCUCUCCAUCGAGACACGCAGAAAAAGCAGCGGCAGCAGCAGCAGCACAGGGUGGCAGCAGCAGCAACAGCAGCAGCACAGGGUAGCAGCACCAAGGAUUCGCUCGCUUUGACGGCUUCACCAGACACUUGAGCGACCUCCCCCUGUUCGCGCUCUGGUAUUCUAUCGGCGUUUUGGGAGCACAGCGUUUGCGAUCUGCAAUUGUCUUUUCCUUCCUGUUUUACUAACCUACCUUCCUGCCUACACCUUUCGAAAACAUACGCGCCAUGACGGCGUCAACAGCGCGCGCUUCAAGCGCACAGCCAGCCAGCGCAGCGCGCGGGAUAUUGAAACGACGCGAGAAACCGUACAAGACAGAACAGAGUCGCAUUGUUGCGAGAAGACGAAAAUUGGACCUACACAUGACAUACAUGGCCGCGCCACCCGGGUUUCAGUUCUUGCCCGUGGGAACUCCAGAUUUGGCGGAUCGUUGCAAAGAACUCUCAAGACAAAGAGGACUACCAGUCAACGUGGUCAACGCCAAACCCGUCAGCUUCAGUGCAACCGACCCCGGAAAGAUAUCCCAUCAUAUACAUCGAAUAGGCUACCACUUUCGCUCUGAUGUUGUAGAUGACGCCUGCCACGAACUCGGCUAUACGUACUCAAAGAAACGUUUCGUUCGAGAAGCGGAUCUUCAAGCGCAGUAUGAGAACUCCCGACUCGCACGCGCCAUGGCUCGCCACGGAUUCGCCUGGGAUCAGGAGCCCGUCAAACAGGAGAACACCGAACAGGUUCGCGAGGCCAUCAAAGAACUAUUCCCACGGAUUCCCGACCAAGACUUAUCGGCCAUUCUCGAAAGAGCUUGGGCGCAGGGUACCAGUCGUGUAGGCACAAACACUAACAUCGAGCUUCCGCGUCGUGUGCAACUUGCCACUAUCGCUCGUAUCCGUCAUCAUUAUACUGAUUAUGACCGUCUCCUCCGUGCUUUCGAGUGGAAAGAAGCCCGUGCGAUGGUCGAGCCUAUAUGUCUCAAGAAACUCAUUGAGUGGCGCGGUGAGAACGAGGAUGACGAUGACAACGAGUUCGAAGAAAUCGUCCGCGAAACCAUCGUGAUUGAUGACGACGAUGAUGUUGAGCCUCUUCAGCGUGCCAGCCGAACUGACGAUGAGGACUCUACCGCUGAGAUAGACCAAGGCUAUGCUAGUGAUACCAGCCUUGAGAUCAGUCAUAAGCCUGCAGCUGUUGAAGACUUGGGCGCGGAGAUCCAUGAUGAACGUUCGAGAAAGUUUCUCGAUCGUCACCAGCCGCCGCCUCGUAAUGUACAACAACGUCACAUUGAUGUUCGUCAAAAGAUUGGUCUCGCAAGAGAGCAAAUGCGUAAAGCACCUGUACAGAAUCAAAAUGUCGUCCACGUCCACGUACCGCAUGACCAAAUCGACGGCGACACGAUAAUGAUUGAAGGCCAGCGGUUCCGAAAAGUUCCGCCACCGGUGGAGGUGCACAGAUCGCCUGUGUACUACGCCGCUCCGCAGCUGUCGCCUCAAGGAAUCACUCCUGGAAGUCCAUAUGGCCCGCCACAGCAGUACCCGACCCAGCAACUACACUCCCGGCCUGCCGCCCCAUCAAAUGGAUAUGCCCCGCAUGACCAGCCGGUCGCGUCCAUUGAGCCACAGGAUGAUCUCCGACGGAAGGCUAUGGCUUCAGCGUCUGCCCUGCAGCAUAAUGGAUACGCGAGUGGGCAUCGAUCACGGCCCGCAUCUCCACAAGGAUUGUCUGGGAAACGGCGCCGUCUGGACACAAAUGGCCACAAUGGAGUCCAGCCACAUGCUCAGCCCCAGUACACUUCCCCCACGGAUAGGACCUAUCGCCUGGCCGAGACCUACAUUGGCAGCCCAAUAUUGGCGAGCAAGACGAGGCCACGGUCUGCAGAUUGUGGUAGUCCCCGUGCUGAUGACCACCGACCUUCCACUCGAGGUGCUCCAUUGCCUCCCUCGUCAUAUGUUGCUCAGCAGCCGCUGGUAAGAAUCAAUGAUGACCCCCACCGCACUGGAAAUGGAAUUUCCUCGCACAUGGUAAGCCGGAGUGGUUUCGUGGAUGCCCAAGUCGCGCCCAUUCAAUACGCGCCCUUGUCCCAGCACCAUACCGGUCACAAGGGUCAUUUGCCUCGGCCGCCGCCUGGAGAAGAGUACUAUGUCCAGUCCGGCACUCGCCCGGCUACUCGAGUUGUGUACGUUGAAUCGCCCCAAGCCGGGUAUGGAUUGCCUCAGCCCCAACAUGGAGCCCCAGCGGCUGUACAACCGGCACAUGUGAACGUUGCCGCGAAGUAUGCACCUCCCAUUGCGGGAGAUUACGCGCCGCAGAGGUACUACUAUCCAGGCUGAGAGGUUGUUAUCAUUUGCGCGCCCGCCACACGAAGUGCCCCGAUCUCGUCCCUGGUCUGAUGGCACUGUCUGAUGCAUAGUCUGAGGAGCCCUUCAUGCCUGUCCCAGGGCCACUAUCUGGUCGAUGCACAUGGUGCACGUGCCCAGCUUCUUGGAGGAUGAUACCCAUGGGUCAUACCUGGAGAUAGAUGUAAGUCGUCAGAAGAUCCGGCGUUGAUAGAAGAGGCGUGCCAUCAGCACGUCGCAGAGUAAGAAGGAAGCACGCAGGCUAUGGCUUCAAGUCCCAUGCAGAGCGUAUGUGUACAAGGAUUCACAGAGCAGAUACCCAUACUAUGAGAC
This is a messenger RNA of Sphaerulina musiva SO2202, 2949 nucleotides long. RefSeq lists its product as uncharacterized. The transcript is spliced from 6 exons. NCBI's taxonomy places the organism in Eukaryota, Fungi, Ascomycota, Dothideomycetes, Mycosphaerellales, Mycosphaerellaceae. The record is from RefSeq and is a predicted model, not a curated record. The coding region runs from base 517 to 2610 and encodes 697 amino acids.